AUGGCUGAAGAGAAACAAAAUGUCACUAUCGCCUGCACUGCUUCUGGUCAGCCGCACCCAAGCAUCACCUGGUCAAAAGCCUUUGGCUCUUUGCCUAAAGACAAAGCUAAAGUUAAGAAUGGAGCCCUUACAAUCUAUAACGUUGCAAAAAACGACGGUGGUAUAUACAUGUGCAAAGCAGAAAAUAUUCUGGGACUGGACACCAGCACAGUUCUAGUGAUAGUGUUUUCUCCUCUGCGAUUCAAAGUCCGCCCUCCUCAUGAACUGACUCCCUUGUCUGGCUUCAAUGUCCGUCUGCCCUGUUUGGCUGAGAGCGAUUUGAAACCAACAGUAACUUGGGAAAAAGAGGGCAAACUGUUACUUCCCGUUGACACGUAUGUUCUCCCAAAUGGAACACUACUAUUUCGAAGCAUUAAACAAUCACACCAAGGAUCUUACAUCUGUAGAGCAACUAAUGCCCUGACGACAAUAGAAACUAAAGUCAAAAUCAACUUUCCAGUUAUUGCUACCCCCUGUUCUGUGAUAAGAAAGUACUUCGGCAUUGUUAGCGGAAAUUACGUCAUUGAUCCAGAUGGCGAGGGGGGCUUGGCAUCACUGACAGUCUUCUGCAACAUGACUGAUAAGAGUGGAGUUGGCGUGACAGUAAUAGGUCACAACAGUGAAAGCAGAACACAUGUGAAUGGAUAUAGCAGUCAAGGUAGUUACUCACGUGACAUUCAUUACACAGGUGCGAGUCUGUCUCAGCUGGCGAGUCUCACCAGACUCUCUUCACACUGUGAACAGUUUAUUAAGUAUGAGUGUUAUUACUCGGUUUUGCUUACUAGUCGUUAUGGCGGUCCAUACGGAUGGUGAGUGUCACGUGAUUCUACUAAGAUGACGUACUGGGGUGGAGCAUCUUUCGGUGGUAAGUGCGCAUGCGGGAUGACCAACCCAUGCGCAGACUCCAGAUUUGGUUGUAACUGUGAUAAGAAUGACAAUGUAUGGCGUGAAGACAGCGGUCUGCUAACUGACAAGACAAAGCUUCCUGUCAAACAGCUCAGGUUUGGGGAUACUGGUGGCGGUGCUUACGGUUAUCACACCCUAGGAAAAUUGAAGAGUUACGGCACAGCAUAA
This is a messenger RNA of Porites evermanni, 1113 nucleotides long. The record is from the annotation of a GenBank genome assembly. Lineage: Eukaryota; Metazoa; Cnidaria; Anthozoa; Scleractinia; Poritidae.